This is a messenger RNA of Penicillium lagena, 1458 nucleotides long. RefSeq lists its product as uncharacterized. NCBI's taxonomy places the organism in Eukaryota, Fungi, Ascomycota, Eurotiomycetes, Eurotiales, Aspergillaceae. The transcript is spliced from 2 exons. The record is from RefSeq and is a predicted model, not a curated record. Gene Ontology annotation, molecular function: DNA-binding transcription factor activity, RNA polymerase II-specific; zinc ion binding. Gene Ontology annotation, biological process: regulation of DNA-templated transcription. The coding region runs from base 1 to 1458 and encodes 485 amino acids.
AUGCAAUCACUCGUGCUUUGCCCCCCGAGCCUUACCCCCUCCCAGUUUGGACAGCCCCGGUUCAACUCGGGCCCAGAGCGGCUACCGUUGAAUCGCCCUUGGUCUACCAAUGCUCGAGGGUGCAGCCCCCGGGCUUCUUCACCCCGUCAACCGAUGCCUGGGUCUCCUCCGGAGGAGGAGCCCUCGCAGAUAUCCGGCGAGAAACCGGCAGCCCAACCAGCAUCUGAACCCGUAGCAGCUACUACGGUUGAGGAGACGGGCACUGGGACGUCACAGCAGCUGCCUGCAGUUAGGGAGGCUCUGCCUCCACGGGCACCACCACCAAGGCAUGGCGAGCAAAGUGCGUUCCCGCCGUUAUUGACCUCUUCUUUACCUCCGCCAGCGCCGUCAUAUCCAGUGCCGAAGGUGGAAGCCUCUACGUCGGUAACGACAGCUCGCUCAUUGGGUCCUAAGUCGACUCGCCGCACAAAAGCACAUGUGGCUUCGGCUUGUGUUAACUGCAAGAAGAAGCACCUCGGAUGUGAUUCGGCACGCCCAUGUCGACGAUGUGUUCUCGCCGGCAAAGCUGUAAAGGCACAAGCAGCCGCAAACUCGCGGCGCACUCCUACGCACCGUGCCACGUCUUCACGCGAAAUACGCCCUGUGACGGAUUUACGGGAACUGGGGGAAGUUAGCUCCCCUGUGAUCGGAGGGCGAGCGCCGCGCGACCAGCAGCACCGAUGGUCUGCUUCUGUCUUUCCUCUUACUCGGCCCAUGGACCCUGCUGCAUCGAUUCCAGGAGCUGCAGCUCGACGACCGUUUUCUUCGGGAUCAGCAAUCCCGCCGGCACUGAGCCAGCCGCCGCCUGCCUUUGCCCCGAUGGCAGGAGGCUUCCAUCCUAUUCUGACAGGUAAUAUGCCAGCUGGCAUGGAAAGACGCUUCCCUCCAUAUAUUGGGCCAGCAUUGCCACCACCUACAUCUCCAUCUCAGCAUCAACCAUCGCUUGGUGUUCCUCUGCUUUCGUAUUCCGACAUUCGACCUCCGAUGGGCGAUCCUCGCCUUGCUCAUACUCCCCGCGAAGGGCACAUUGACUCACCAGUUCGACUUCCUCCGAUCCACCAAGCAACAGCCAGCUCUAGCAUGCCUCACCAUGCACACCGAUUAAGCGAUCCAUAUCCAACCACUUGGUCUCUAUCCGGUCGAGAAGAAGGUCUGCAGGAACUUCGGCCAGCAGAUCAGCUUCACCGACCUAUAUUUUCACAUCCAUUCUCCCAUCAACGAUCUUCUUCUUCAACGGCAGGCCCCGUCGAUCUUACACCUAGACAUACCGGAACAAUCGAGCUGCCUUCCACAGCACCUCCAGGCCAGUCCCCUUCGACAGGUACGCGAAUUGAACCGUCAAGUACCGAAGCCAAAAGCCAGGAACCACGCCCUUUUAAGCGACGAAAAAUGGCCUUGGAUGACAUGGUCAACGACUAG